CAGAUCCACAUCCUGAAAACGGCAGCGUUUACCAUUUCGCCAUACAGGCAGGAUAAAUAAAAGAAAAUCCCGUGCAAAAGCUCCUCCGGUGGUUCUAUUCCCACCGCCGUAUGUUCUGCCGGCGCUCUUCAAUUUCGCGCUCCGGACGGUUAUCUUUUCCGACUCCAAUUCGAGGUCUAUCGCGAUUCCGAACCGCUACUUCUGCGAGGUGAAAAAUCUGGGAAGAAAACAAUGGGAAUCAUAGAAAACGGAACAAUGUCGGGUAACUUGCCAAGCAAGGAGGCAUUUGUAGUGCACUAUCCUGGGUAUCCAUCAUCUAUCUCCCGAGCCCUAGAGACUCUUGGGGGAAUCCAAGGGAUCACAACCGCAAGAGAAUCAACAUCAAACAAGCUUGAGCUACAUUUCCGCCCUGAAGACCCAUACGCACAUCCUGCUUGGGGAGAACAGCGACCUUGUAAUGGUUUUCUGUUGAAAAUUUCUAAGGAGGAUGUUAAGAGAGAUUCUCUUCCUGAAAGUCAACCCGUUCUAUCUACCAGCAGUGUAUCAGAAGCUUGCCCAGCUCUAUGUGCUGACAUUGUAGCUCGUGUCUCUCAAUCGUAUUGCUUCGAUGGCAUGGCCGAUUACCAGCAUGUUAUUCCUAUUCACGCGGAUGUUGCUCAGCAUAAGAAGAGAAAAUGGAUGGAGGUGAAGUCGCUUGCAGGAAACAAUGAUCUAAUGGGCAUGGCUGAUGAAGAUGUGAUGAUGUUACUGCCACAGUUCUUUGCACCUAAAGAUAUGCCAGACAACUUGGUGCUGAGACUUCCAGGAACAUCGGGCCACAAAAAGAAAGAUGAGGCAGCAACCCAGAAUCUUUAUGAGGUUGCAGUGUCUGCAUUGUUUGACGAGCGACCUGUGUGGACAAGAGAUUCCAUUGUCCAACGACUACUUGAUAAAGGUCUUAAAUGCACACAUCAUAUGCUAAACAGGGCUGCAUAUUAUUUCUCAGGUGGUCCAUUUCUUAGGUUCUGGAUUAAAAGAGGCUAUGAUCCACGGAAAGAUCCUGAGUCUCGUGUAUACCAGAGAAUGGAAUUCAGGGUUCCACCUGAAUUAAGGGGUUAUUGUGAUGCCUAUGCAACUAACAAGUCAAAGCCGAGCUGGGAUGACAUUUGUGCGUUUAAAGUAUUUCCUUUCAAAUGCCAAACAUUUCUACAGUUAUUUGAACUUGACGAUGAGUACAUUCAACGAGAGAUAAGAAAGCCUCCCAAGCAGACUACUUGUAAUUACAAAACGGGAUGGUUCUCAGAAGCGCUGCUUGAUAAUUUGAGACUCCGUGUAGCUGUGAGGUUUGUAUCUGUGUUUCCUGAGCCAGGUUUUGAAGAUGUUUUUAAAUCUAUUCAAGAAGAGUUUGAAAGGUCAGAGAAGACACGGAUACAGAAAGAUAAACUGAAAUCAUGUCAACCAGAACAGCCAGAAAAGCCUAAAGAUAGGAAAGAUAUGAAAAAGCAUAAAAGCACAAACAAAGAGAAAGAGGGUGAUGUUGAUGCAGAUGAAGAUGAUGAAUACGAGGACGAACUCGAUGUGGCUGCAAAUGAUGAUGAUGAGAUAUCGUUAAGUUGGCAUGGAUAUGAUGACAUGGAGAACAACUCCAGAACCUAUCUCCAAGGUUUGUUCGAUAGAUUCCCAAGCAGCAAACCAGCUUUGGAUGGUGCUGGUGACGGUAGCGAUGGAGAGUAUCAGAUUUACGGUAGCGAUGGAGAGUAUCAGAUUUACGAGCAAGAAUCCAACGCUUUGGAUGAUGAUGAUGAUGAUGAUGAUGAGUGAAGAACUUGUAGGAACCGUAAAACCGAUUAGAUACGACAAUAUAUUGUAGGGAAAGCAAAGAAAACCGACGAGAAAAACCAAAUAUUUGAGGCGAGAUGAUCUCUUUCUGUAACUCAAUAAAUUGUUCGUAGUGUGAUGGUGAUAUGCGAUUUUUGAAUCCCAAGAUACAAUUGAUAAUAGACUGUUUUGCAACACUAUUCGAAAUGGAAUCUAUGAAUUUAGAAAAAUAUGAUAAAC
Thlaspi arvense is the source of this 2037-nucleotide messenger RNA. The record is from the annotation of a GenBank genome assembly. NCBI's taxonomy places the organism in Eukaryota, Viridiplantae, Streptophyta, Magnoliopsida, Brassicales, Brassicaceae.